Messenger RNA from Schistosoma intercalatum, 2433 nucleotides. The record is from the annotation of a GenBank genome assembly. NCBI's taxonomy places the organism in Eukaryota, Metazoa, Platyhelminthes, Trematoda, Strigeidida, Schistosomatidae.
CCCGUCUGUACAUUUAUUUGAUGUACUGCGCUACACAAAGUAGUCUGGUGUUCAGUAGAUUGCGAAUUUCAUGAAAGUAAACGUUCUCCUGGUUUAUAUUCUUUCAAAGAACUGUUGUUAUCACUUAAAUGUCACUGCGAUUGACGUGCAGAAUACCAAGAUUUCGUGACGUUGCCCGACACAUCUCGUCUUCCCCAGUUUUGUCCAAACAACCAUUUUAUGACAAACUACGAUCUAAAAGAUCCAACCCACCACCACAUCAUUCACUCCCUUUUUAUGAUGAAGCACCACCUGAUAGCUUUCCGAGUAAACAAGUGGAUAUUGUUGGUCAGUGGGGUUCUACAGACAAUAGUAUAAAGAGAUUAAGGUUUCGUCAUGGUGAAUUCUUAAAAACUAUACCAACGUCAUUUGAAAAACUCCAGGAGUUGUAUUUUCUUGAAGAUAACAUGUGGUUUCAUUCCAUUGAUAUUCCUUUACAACAUCCUGAAAUGUUAGAAUUUUCUCAAUUUGUCACGCGUACAAAACUCAUUCCAUGGAUACCAGAGUCAUACGACUGCAAUCCAAUUUUGUCGAGUUAUUUAAAGUAUCUUUUUUCUGAAGAGUUACAUUCUGUUAACAGUAAACCUGUUAAUAUCCAUGAUCAGAGUAUUAAUGGACUUAAUUUACGUGCAGAUUAUCGACGCAAAAAAAUAUCAAUGAUUAUGGAAACAGUAUAUCGGGCAUUUUUAUCUGCUAGAACAGAAUCACUAGUUAACGAGUUAUCCACACAAAUUGAUGAACGCGCUACCAUAGAAAUAUUUUUAAAACGACUAGUCGAUCACGAAGUGUUUGAAAACUUCGAGAAUGUAAAUGAAGAUGUUUAUGAACCCGUAAACGAGACAAUUGUUGACGUCGAACGUUGUGUACAUUAUCGUAUUCGGUCUGAGUUAGCUUGGCAGUUGCGGGGACCAUUUCCUUUAAAGCCUCAUUUUAAUUUAGACGAUCCAAUUUGCUUUCUAGAAAACCCUAUUGUAUGCAAUUAUCGCCCAGAAGCAUUUGAUUUGCAACAUAUUGAGUGUUAUAAUUUCAAUUGUUUACCAUUUGCAAGAACGAUCGAUUUUUCCGAAUUUGCUCGAUCUAUUGCAGGUUAUUGGUCUCGCACACCAUUCUGGGAAGGAGAUCCUUGUGAAUUUGGUUUACUUGGAGUUCUUGAUUUAAAUCGUUCCGAAUGUGUACGAAAUGAAAUUAGUUGUUCUGGUCUUCCAGAUAAUGUAAAAAAUAAUAUUUUAAUACGACAUGGAAUCGCUGAGGGUGUUCUUACAGCAUUUGCAUGGGCGUCAGCCCAAGCUUACAAUCAAGGUUUUACUUUAUAUAAUGAAUUAACUUAUCCACUUUGCGUCCAACUAAUUCUAAUGGAUGGUAACCAUAUUCAGUUGUUACGCUUUCAAUUGAAUUCAAUAACAUCGUUAUGGAAAGCUGAGGAUUCAAUGUUACCAUAUAAUUUAGCUUGGUAUUCUCCACGAGUAGAAUUGUGUAAAUUACAAUCUGACUUAGAACAUAACGAAACAUUCACUGUAAAUAAUGAAGCUAUCUCACUUUUAACAUCUGCUAUGUUACAUCCUGUGGAUAAAAUUACUUCUAGUGAGUCACUUCGUCCUUAUCUUGCUGACGGAAUGGCACCAAGAAACUAUCUCAUAGAUAAAUCAUCAGCUAAACAUUUAAUUCCAUCUUCUGAAGAAGAUAAAUAUUAUCAUGAGAAAUUUGGUGAUAUGACCAAAUUGCAACUUAGUGAAACAGAAAUGAAUGCUUUAAAAUCUAGUGGCGAAUCAAAUAAAUCAAAGAAAUCAACGCGUUUGUAUACUUCAAAACGUCCACAUCCAAAUGAUAUAUUCUACUUUAAAUUAACAGACAAGAGUACCCUUAUCAAUGAAAUCAAAGAAAAAAUGCCUGAUUUCGGUGGAUCAUUUGGAAAACUUCCAGAGCCUUAUAACAGUAAAUUAAAAGAAUAUCAAGUGUUCAAACGUAAUUCACAACCACGAUUACGUGUUCAGCCUCCUCCACGUCGUUGGCGUUGAUUAACUUCAGGCACUUCAAUUCAAUAAUUACUUGUAAUAGUUUUUUGGGAUUUGUUCUAAAACAGAAUACAACUGUAUAGAAAUAUAAGUUUUAUUUGCAUUUAAAUGUUUUUUAUUUGUUGGUCAGUGUAAUAGUUAUGAACGGACUAAUUGUAUUGAUCGUCAUUUUUUUAAAAAUUCCCUUAGAUGAAAUUCAACAUUUUACUUUUUAUUAGAAAGAAGGGUAACUUUAUUGCAUCAAUUAGUUUGUUCUACUGAACAUCAUUUCAGUUUUUAUUUUAUAGAAUCUUGUUGUAUAUAGACUGUUAGCGAUAACGUCAUGUUUCUAAUUCAUUUCAAGUUGGGUUUUUAUAGAUUUCACUGAUUAUGUUAAUUGUUG